Molecule: messenger RNA, 2419 nt
Organism: Lagopus muta (rock ptarmigan)
Lineage: Eukaryota; Metazoa; Chordata; Aves; Galliformes; Phasianidae
Gene: MAP3K7CL
Product: MAP3K7 C-terminal like
Exons: 7
Coding region: 906-1391 (161 amino acids)
Cellular component (GO): nucleus; cytosol
Source: RefSeq, a predicted model, not a curated record
UCAGGGCGCACGCAUUCUGAAAUGUGCCGCUGCCUCUGCGGAGCUGCAGUGCUGUCGCCUGCUAUUAGCCGAGCCUCGCUUCACCGCAGCCAGCGCGAACCGAGCCCAAAACACCGAGCCCAUCCCUUGUUGUUAGCUCUGAUCGUUGCUGCUAUCAUUUGAUAGUCCGCUUGCAGCCGGUCCAAGUUGGCAAUGUCACCCCAAGCUGAUUGGAGCCACAGACAUUUUUGCUGACUGGAGUCAUGCUAUCUUUGCCAGUUUGCUGGAAUAGACACAGACACUGAUUGGGUCAUGCUGAAAACAUUCCUGUCCUAUGAAGCAAGUCUGUUUGUAUUUUAGGUUUGCCAGGACUAAUGAAUUAAAAAUCUUGGUCUCGCCACAGCUUGCUGUUUAAUAAUGCCUGUGACAGAAGGAUUUUUUCCUCCCUGAAGCAUGACAGCAUCAUAAUCCCUCGCCACUGGAAAGGAGAGGAAGGAAAAGCAGAAUUGUGAAGAAAAGCAGAAAAGGGUGAUCUUCUGGGACCGCAAAGCCCAUGGGAAGUGCAGGUAGCAGCAUGUUGCCCUGACAGCUGUCUCAGCUUCUCAGACCUUGUCAGUUUGUUGCUAUGCAGCAGGUGCAGCCUUUUCUUUUAUUGAAGCUUUACUCCAUAAAGGCAACGACAAGCCAAGGCAGUGGCUGGCCCUGGAUUACACAAGUGCAGACACUCCACUAAGUGAGGGUCUCAUCUCAUUAAAACUGCUUUUUGGAGCUGCUGGUCUCAGAAGAAAUACCAAGGACUGCCUAAGGUCCUGAUCCGGGAGGCAAACCCAUGCAGAAAGACCCCUACAUCUGCACAGAGGACCGCUGAAGAACCACCACCAAGAACCAGGCAGCAUUGCCACGAGUCAAGGCUUGCUGAAGGGGCAAUGGCGGGGAGCAAGCAGCUGGAACAGACAAGUAAAAGCAUUGGCUCAAGUGCCCACAUGAUCACCACCGCCAGGGUACCUGCUGAUAAGCCAGUACGAAUUGCCUUCAGCCUGGAUGAAUCCCCAGAUGAUGAUGCUCCUGAAAACUCCUUCCCUUUGGCAUUUCCAGAACUAGAUCAGCAGCUGCAGCCUCUGCCUCCUUGUCAUGACUCUAAGGAAUCGAUGCAGGUGUACAAACAACACUGCAAAAUAGCAGAAGAGUAUCAUGAGGUGAAAAAAGAAAUUGCUCUGCUGGAAGAAAGAAAAAAAGAGCUGAUUGCCAGACUGGAACAAGUGGAAAAAGAAAGCAUGGAUGCUGCUCAGCUGGCCAAGGAGUAUGCAGAACUGACAGAGGAGAACCGAACACUGAAGCUGGCCCAGACACAGUGUGUAGAACAACUGGAAAAGCUCAGAAUACAGUACCAAAAAAGGCAGGGAUCCUCAUAACUCGCAACUAGCUUAUGUCAGGCAGUUAAUACAGGAUUGAUCCUGUGUUGGAAAGAGAUUUUAAAAUAAAGGUCUGUUUAAUAUGUUAUAAUACUUCACUACAGAUACAGAAUAUGUAGAAGUCUAUAUUUGAUUUAAUGCUUGCCAGCCAGUAGCUUAAUAUAAUGGAUAUUUCAUCCAUUAUAUAAUGGAUAUUUUAUUUCAAGUAACAUAAUUGAAGUUAAUCUAUCCCCAUUAUAUGUUCUAGUAGAUCAGGUUUCUUUUCUAAACAUAUUUCUUCCAAUUUAAGAAGAUAUGGACACACUAGAAAAUGAUAUAAAUAGUCUCUGUGUUGGGAAUUUGGACCAUACUAAGGCAUACAGCAGGGACAAUGUUAAUAUAUGGAAUACACGUAUGUUAAUUUUAGUUUGGUGAAGAUUUUUAAAAUUAUAUUCCUCAUGCCUAAAGUGUUUGGAAGUUAUCUUAAAACGGAUCUCCUCAUGGGUAAAAACUAGACUUUAUUAUCCCGUGUCAGCUUUACACUGUUGUAUAAAAUCAGAUAAGUUGUACAUUAGAAUUGAAUUAACCCAGUUACUAGUUAUGAAGUGAGAGUAGUGACAGCAAUAAUUUGCAAGUUUUGAAAUUGCAAGGAACAGAUGAGAUCAGGCUUUCCUUCCCCAAACGUAGAUGACUUGAGAGUCUUUUUUUACUGUGCUCUUUGCCAUCUGAGAAAUGAAAAGUUAAUAUAUGAAUGCUACCAUCCGAGUUGUAACUGAGAACAUGUCAGUAAGCGUAUCAUGAGGGUAUUUUGUUCUCAUCUUCUGGUCUGUUUGGAAACGUAAGUAGCUAUAAGUACAGACAAGAGUUCCAUGAUACACAAAUAACCUGGAAUUAAAAUGCUUGUUUUACUUGCUCUGUUUAUCCCUGUAUUUUCCUAAUUCAAUUGAAAUUCUUUGUUAUACUUCCAUUUCUAUUCAUACAGUAUUUUUUUCAUUAAAAGCAAAUAUGGAAAAACCAUUUUAUGUUCUGAACAUUAUUAAACCUCCCUG